AGAAAAGUGACUUCUUGCAUUUUUUUCUCUUGUUAGGGUCCUUAUUUUUAAUAAAAAAUGAGUUCAGAGCAAAUAUCAAGCAAGCAAAAAAGAGUAAUUGAACUCCGAAAUGAAUAUUUAAAACAAAUUAAUAAUCCAUACCGCCAUAUGACAGCUGAAGGUGGACAUGUUUUUGAUCCAGCUAUUUAUCGUUUCCAUGCAAUGCGCGUAAGUCAUUACGAUCAUUUCAAACCUAACUUUAAAACCUUCAGAAUUGGAUUUGGCUUGGUCGUUCUUCCUAUCUUACUUUCUGCUUGGGCUUUCAAAUAUGAACGAGAAACCCGUGAAGAAAAGUUCAGAACUGGUCAAGUUGCAUACAAAGAUCGCUUAUUCAAAUUUAUCUAAAUUGUAGCAAUAAUAAAAAUGUGGUAGCAUUACAAGUGAAAUCAUGAAUAAAAAGUUUCAUCUGAAAUACGAUUGAUAUAA
This is a messenger RNA of Clunio marinus, 465 nucleotides long. The record is from the annotation of a GenBank genome assembly. Lineage: Eukaryota; Metazoa; Arthropoda; Insecta; Diptera; Chironomidae.